Molecule: messenger RNA, 2875 nt
Organism: [Candida] anglica
Lineage: Eukaryota; Fungi; Ascomycota; Pichiomycetes; Serinales; Debaryomycetaceae
Source: the annotation of a GenBank genome assembly
CAAGUGUUUUACAAAUUGAUUGAUUUUAUUCUACUUAUUAGAAGUAUUCAAUAAACCACGGGAUUGCCUAUCCGUUUAAUCAAAUGUCACCUGUUGAUAGACGCUCUACAGAAGAUGUGGAUGAUGAAGAGGAUGACUGGCCAAGACCCCCUCCACUUUCGUCUCAACUUAACCAUAUUAAUCUUUGGUCUGAAGUGAUUUCAAGGGCAGAACGAAGGGCAAACCAUCGUAACAGCGCUGUCUACGACUCUGAAUUAUAUAUCAACUCCAACCCUAUCCCGGCCCAAAUCAGAAACAUAUUUGAUAUGGAUGUUUCCACGGAAUCCACCUCCACUGCCGAUAACGGUAAUGAUAACCUCCUGGAUGGAGAAGAACUUAGUUACAACGAAGAAGACUCGGAAAUACAUCCGCCACCUCCUCCCCCGCCCCCUGGGCCCGACCUGGAUGGUUUAAGGUCCGAUAUCCAAUCAAAUGAACACCUUUUAUUAUCUUCAGCAAGACAAAAUCCCACUAACACAAAUACAUUAAUUUCGCAUGGAGGUAUCCCGAUUAGAAGAAGUAAUGCCAUACGAUCAAGACAACGACAACGCUUACUUAGACAUUCGGAGCAAUCUUCACUUCAACCUGGAAGUACUUCACUUGCUAAUAACAGUAAUUCAACUGUCUUGGCAGCAGUUAGUGUUCCACCCCCCUUACCAUCGGGUCCUCCUCCAAGACUCCCCACGUUUGAACGGGCACAUAGACACCUUCGAUCUCAACUCCAACUUUAUUUCCCCAAUAACUCACUGCUUCUGUUUAUGCAACAUCAUACGCAUCCAGACAUCCAGCAACAAUCUAGCGGACCCCCGCCUCCUCGUAGAAAACCACCAAGUCUCAAUGAAGCCAAAAAGAUGUGUCGUACGAUGCAAUUGAUUGUAAAAGAUCUACAAGCCACAAAGCUUUCAAAUGGUCCAUCUCCCUUAUUUGUCAGCAAACUGCAUAAGCACAGAAGUGUGUUUGGUAAGCCUUUGGAACCUUCAGAUAUUGAGGCUGCGUUCGAUUGUUUGAAGACUAGAAGCUACCAAUCAAUGGUGGGGGGUGCCACCUCGAAAAGAAAUGUACAAAAAAGAGUAACUGCCCCCACUAUAGAAGGUACUUCCAUUAAAGUUGAAUCUAAUAAAAAGAGAAAGACUACAGCACAUCUGGAAAAUGAAAUGAUAAUCGAUGGUCCCUUAUAUUAUAAGUCUAAUGGCACUGGAUGUCUAGACUUGACUGAAGAUAAUAUUGGAUCAAUCAUGGAUGGGAUGUAUAGUUCUUAUUUACGAGGUGGAAUCAACUACACUUUAAAUGGUGGGUAUCCCUGUGAAUUGUCAUUCACCUCUGUUGAUUAUGAUUCAAAUGGAAUUUAUGGGCAUUUCGUCGCAGACACAAGUAUGGGGGAUUAUAUCAGGAACACGGCAAGAUUUUUUGCUGGUGGGGCGGUAGUUCCACCUACCAGAAGACUCGCUAGGUUUAAAGGAAUGGCUCGUAAUAGAGCAAUUUCCAAGAAAUUGGAACUACUUGAAUAUUAUCUAGCUCAUUCCGAACCAAAGACUAGUCAUAAACCUCUUCAUAUCCCAGUGCGGGGUCAAAUCGUGGAUUUCCAAGAAAAUGGAUUAACAUUUCUUCCUAAGCUUCAACUCAAUGUAUUUGCAGGAGAAACCCGGUCCGGGAAGCAAUAUUGGCGUCAUUAUGAGAGGUGUACACAUGCAGAUCGUACAAUGGUUCAACUAUCUGAGUGGACGAAGAUCCAACCAUUUAAAGAAUUUGAAGAGGCAUAUUUGUAUAAGGAAGCAAGAGAAAUUUAUCGAGAUUUGAAAUCACAUUUAAAGGAGCUUCCUUCUUUGCAUACCACUGUGAAAAAUGCUAAUUCUGACGAGCCCCCGGGAUCUAGUACUACUAUCCCUCGCCCAUUACUCUCAAGACAACAAUUGGCUAAGAGAAGAUUGUUGGUUGAUGCAGCUGGGGGAGUUAAUUGUGCAUAUGUUGCAUCAAAUAUCGAAUCUACCACGUCUUCAUCACGUCAUAGUAUUUCGAAGAUUUCACAAGGGUUUAAUGAAAAGUUGCUUGUAAGGCUAACUGAGUGUCUUACUUGUAAAGAUCAUUGUUUGGCUAAUGUUCAAUUGAAUUACUUGCUAUUUACAAUCACCGUGGAUGUUGGGCUCUUGUUGGAUGAACUUAUCAGCCGAGCCCAAGUCUUGUGUGAAGAAGAGGUUGUGAGAAAGGGUAAGUCUAUCCAUCAAGUAGACUCUGGCCCUACUACCAGUGGGAACAACGACCCUGAUGGAGACUCCAGAGCAACUUUCCUUUGUUCUAUAAACCGUAAAACGGGGCAGAUUGAUUUGCACAAUACAAGGGCAUACCUUGAAUAUACAGAUAUAUAUCGUGGUGACUCUCUGAUGUCAACCAAUUUGCCUCCCGGUACUACUUCAACUACACCUCCAACAUCCUCAAGAGAUCUUGACGUUGGAGAUAACAUGUUUGAAAGUGUCUUCUCGGGAAUCUCUCUUGGAGGCGCAUCUAUUGGCCCGGAAGAAGAUUAUGAUCAUGCUACCUUGUAUGACGGCUUGGGGGUUUACACACUGACUGGAUUCCGAGACCCCUACCUACAUCCCGACUUCCACACAACAUUGACUGGUAAUGUACGGAAAAGAUGUGUUAACUCAACAUUUUCCAUGGUGUGAAGAAAAAAGGAAGAGACCCUUGACAAAUAAAUGUGUAAGUACUUGGUUUAAUAUUUAUGCUUACUUUAAAGAUUACUUUUGUAGACUAGACUCCGCACUGCAGUUCAUCUAAUAUUUAUUUGCUAUUUACAUCCCCGAUCCAUCUAUCAAUUGGUCUUUCUCUGUCAAGAUAU